AUGGCAAGUCUUCUUGAUCAGGAGCCUCCUAUCAUGGAAGCAAACUCGUCACAAUCCCGACUGCUCGGCGAACAGGAAGAAGACCAGGACAUAUGCGACUGUAUUUCCCGUGGCGAGCAAACGGAUUCCAUUGCCUCUGAGAACUCCUCCGGAAUAAUGAAUGAGAGCAUGGCCGGCAACGACGCGGAAGAAUUCCACACCCCGUCGCAGGAAGCAUCAUUCUGGUACAGAAGACGUCUGGGGAACACGGGCGAUACCGCAACAGCUGCCAUCUCUCGCGAAGAUUCUGCUGCUUGGUCCCUCUUCACCAGGGAGGUUGAGAGUUUCGCUCCUAGCGAGGCGGGAGAAAUCAGCCCGGAGACAUAUCGGAAUCUGCGCAAACUGGACACUUUCGCGAUGUGGACGGUGGAGGUCUUCGCUUUGAUCAUCUCAAUGGUUUCUUUUGGGGGCAUUGUGGCGCUUCUAGUCGCGUACGAUAACGAGCCGAACCCUGGCUUUACAGAGGUGAUCAGCAUCAACGCCAUCAUUGCUAUUUUCUCUACCAUUCUAAAGGCAACGCUGCUAUUUGUCAUAUCUGAGGGUGAGCAUAUCUCUAUGAACUCAUGA
Messenger RNA from Colletotrichum aenigma, 606 nucleotides. RefSeq lists its product as uncharacterized. Lineage: Eukaryota; Fungi; Ascomycota; Sordariomycetes; Glomerellales; Glomerellaceae. The coding region runs from base 1 to 606 and encodes 201 amino acids. The record is from RefSeq and is a predicted model, not a curated record. The transcript has a single exon.